AUGAACAAGCCACUGCAGCUCGCGGUCUUUGCCUCGAUUCUGAUCUCUCUAUGCUGUUCGUCUCGUGCUCAGACCUGCCAGAACUACAAGUUCUCGAACCAAAACACCUACGCGAAAUGCGUCGAUCUCCCGGUCCUGAACUCGUUCCUCCACUGGAACUACACCGCGUCGUCGUUCCAGCUCGACCUGGCGUUCAGGCAUGUGGGAGCGACGGCUUCCGAGUGGGUCGCUUGGGCCAUCAACCCAUUGGGACUCAAAAUGUUAGGGUCUCAGGCCCUCGUUGCCUACCAAAGACCGGACGGAACGUUCUACGCUUACGCGUCGCCAAUUGACGGCUAUGACACGGCGCUGCCGGAGGGGAGAUUGAGCUUCAGCUUCUCCAAGCUGUCGGGGACGUUCGAGAAAGGCGAGAUGACGAUAUUCGCGUCGCUUCAGCUGACGGGCGACUUGGUAACGAUCAACCAGGUGUGGCAAAAUGGCCCCUUGAAAGGUGGUACACCGGCUAUUCAUGCUUCGAGCGUGGAUCAUCUCACGUCGUUUGGGACUCUGAACCUUGUCACCGGCGCUGCAAUUUAG
This is a messenger RNA of Eucalyptus grandis, 576 nucleotides long. Its product is annotated as cytochrome b561 and DOMON domain-containing protein At5g47530-like. NCBI's taxonomy places the organism in Eukaryota, Viridiplantae, Streptophyta, Magnoliopsida, Myrtales, Myrtaceae. The transcript has a single exon. The record is from RefSeq and is a predicted model, not a curated record. The coding region runs from base 1 to 576 and encodes 191 amino acids.